UCGGAAACCAGUCUGAUAAAAAUCCGUCAGCAAAAUGACAGCAUUUGAGGAAAUGGGAGUGAUGCGAGAAAUUGCCCGGGCAGUCGAGGACAUGGAUUGGAGCUUGCCUACAGAUGUGCAGUCAGAGGCAAUUCCAAUGAUCCUUGGAGGCGGGGAUGUCCUCAUGGCUGCAGAGACUGGCAGUGGUAAGACAGGAGCCUUCUGUUUGCCCAUCCUACAGACCGUGUUUGAGACGCUGAAGGACCUACAGGAAGGAAAAAGCAGUAAGAUGCCCACCAAACAUAAGGGGAGCUCCUCCUGGAAGAUGAGUGUGUACGACAGGGGCGACGCUAUGUCUAUUGACCCUGAUGGUUUGCUGUGUCAGAGCCGAGACCAGCAGAAAUGGCAUGGCACCAGGUCCAAUAAGGCUGUAGUAGGGCAAGGAAAGUACUACUAUGAAGCCACAGUGACGGACGAGGGCUUGUGUCGUGUAGGCUGGUCCACCGACAAGGCUUCUCUCGAUCUCGGCACAGAUAAGUGGGGAUAUGGCUUUGGAGGCACGGGCAAGAAAUCGUAUGGCAAACAGUUUGAUUCUUAUGGCGAGGCUUUUGGCAUCAAUGACACCAUUGGCUGCUACCUUGACCUACAGAAGGAUGAAAUCAAGUGGUCAAAGAAUGGAAUCGACUUUGGCAAAGCAUACGAUAUUCCAGGCCACAUGAGAAAUGAGAAGUUCUUUGCAGCUGUUGUUUUAAAGAAUGCAGAGAUGAGCUUCAACUUCGGAACAACUCCGUUCAAGUUCAAUCCGCCCCAGGGAUUUACCGCUCUGUUCAAGGCGCCCAAAGAUAGCACAGUGGAGUCCAAGAUUGCGGGCGGUGGGGCUGCGACUGCCAAGCCUGCUCCUAAUGCCCCACAGGCCAUCAUAAUUGAACCAUCCAGAGAGCUAGCAGAACAGACCCUUACUCAAAUCCAGAAGUUCAAAACCCAUUUAGAAAAUCCAGUGCCGAGGGAGCUGCUGAUUGUUGGAGGGGUAAAUGUGAAAGACCAAGUGGAUGUACUCACUAAAGGGGUGGAUAUUGUGUGUGGGACACCGGGACGCUUGGAGGACUUGAUUUCCACUGGAAAACUAUUGCUCUCAGCUUGCAGAUUCUUCGUUCUGGAUGAAGCUGAUGGUUUGCUGAGUCAAGGGUACGGCGAUCUUAUAAACCGGCUCCACGCACAGAUACCAAAGGUGACCAAUGAUGGCAAACGUCUUCAGAUGGUUGUGUGCUCCGCAACUCUCCACUCAUUCGACGUCAAGAAGAUGGCUGAGAGACUCAUGUAUUUCCCAACAUGGAUUGAUCUGAAAGGCCAAGACUCUGUACCAGAGACGGUACAUCACUGUGUUUGCAUGGUUGACCCAUUGAAAGACACUCGGUGGAAAGAUCUGCGCCAGCACGUAGAGACCGAUGGGGUACAUUCUGAGGACAAAAUACAGCCCCAUGGAACCACUCAGGAGACCUACUCAGAGGCAGUAAAGAUUCUUAAGGGCGAAUAUACAGUCAAAGCAAUAGAGGAGCACAAUAUGGACCGGGCACUUAUCUUCUGUCGGACAAAAAUUGACUGUGACAACAUGGAAAAAUAUCUCAGACAAAGGGGACAAGGAAAGUUUUCGUGUGUUUGUCUCCAUGGUGACCGGAAACCCCAAGAAAGGAAGGACAAUCUACAGAAGUUUAAGGAUGGCAAAGUGAAGUUCUUGAUUUGUACAGAUGUUGCUGCCAGAGGCAUAGAUGUAUCAGGGGUUCCCUUUGUGAUUAAUGUGACAUUACCCGAUGAGAAACAGAACUACAUCCAUCGAAUUGGGCGCGUUGGGCGUGCAGAAAGAAUGGGUCUAGCGUUUUCCCUGGUUGCAGCAGUAAAAGAAAAGGUGUGGUACCAUUCUAACUGCACAAACAGAGGCCGGGGAUGUUACAACACAAAAUUGACAGACCGUGGAGGAUGCUGUAUAUGGUACAAUGAACCACAGCUUUUAAGUGAUGUGGAGGAGCAUCUUGAUAUCACCAUCGACAAGGUGGAACCGGAAAUGAAGGUCCCCAUCAAUGAGUUCGAUGGAAAGGUCACUUACGGACAGAAACGAGCAGGGGCCGGGAGUGGAUACAAGGGUCAUGUAGAGACACUGGCCCCUGCUGUCAUGGAACUGGCCAAACUGGAAAAAAGAGUGCAGACUUCCUUUAUUGACCUCAAGUACAAGAAGAAAUUCUGUGUGAGAUAAGACUGCAGCCUUUUAAGUAUGGAAAUGCUUGUGCUAUGGUGUACAACUAUUGGCGUGUACAAAGGCUUUGUAGCUAAUGUACGUUAUACAGUGCGUCACCACGAGUGUUUGUUGGUGUAAAAGAAGGUUCGUGACACAUCUUUGCAUGACAGCAAAAAGUGUUGUUGAGAUUCACUUUCUAAGGAAAUAACUGACUGUUGCAAAAUGUGACACAAAUCCUCUGAUAAUAUGGCAAUGCAUUGAGCUGUGAAAUUGUCAUAAAUGACGCUGUUUUCGUUUGGUUUAGAUAUCCAAUUUCUGUUGCAAUUUGAGUUUAUUGAUUGUGGAGGUUUUAUUUUCAGGGUUUGUUUAAUUUAUCACCAUUAUUUUUUGCCAUUACUUUUGCUUUUGGAGAUGAAAAAGUUGUAUGAAGCCUAUUAGUAGUAAUAAAGCAAGAACACGA
Messenger RNA from Mya arenaria, 2669 nucleotides. Its product is annotated as ATP-dependent RNA helicase DDX1-like. The coding region runs from base 35 to 2227 and encodes 730 amino acids. Lineage: Eukaryota; Metazoa; Mollusca; Bivalvia; Myida; Myidae. The record is from RefSeq and is a predicted model, not a curated record. Gene Ontology annotation, molecular function: RNA helicase activity; protein binding; ATP binding. The transcript has 23 exons.